Molecule: messenger RNA, 752 nt
Organism: Thamnophis sirtalis
Lineage: Eukaryota; Metazoa; Chordata; Lepidosauria; Squamata; Natricidae
Source: RefSeq, a predicted model, not a curated record
AUGUCGCUGACAGUCAGGAAUCUGAAAAAGUCCGUCCAGUUGAAUAAUAAAACCUUGCAAAUCUGUCUCAAAUUAGGCCGAAGCAUCCACGAUUCGCUUGCGGAAAAAUACGGGCCCGUCUUUACUCUCUAUUUCGGGUUCAAGAAAGUGGUGGUGUUGACAGGCUAUGAAGCAGUGAAGGAUGCGCUUGUGAACUUCACCGAGGAGUUUGUGGACAGGCCUUCCAUACCUAUAUUUGAGCAAAUCCAGCAUGGAAACGGGGUUUUCUUCUCCACUGGAGAGCUAUGGAGGGCUACCCGAAGAUUUACGGUGUCCACCAUGCGCAACCUUGGGAUGGGGAAAAAACACAUUGAGGAAUGCAUCCAUGAAGAGCUCGGUUUUCUGAUCGAGAAUAUUAACUCUUUCCAAGGUGACUGUUCAACUUCUAUCCGUUCCUGGGAUUCCUCUUCAAGGCUCACAAGACUUUGCUCCGGAAGAUCGAAGACGUCCGGGUGAUAAUCCGAGAUUACGUCAAGAGUAGCAGGCAAGAUCUCAACGGCAACAGCUACAGGAGCUACACAGAAGCGCUGGUCUGCAAGCAGGAACAGAGAAGGUCCAGGAGGAGCUCGGGCAAGUGGUCAAGCCGGGCCACUGGGCCACCUACGAAGACCGACGCCACCUGCCCUUCACCAACGCCGUGAUCCACGAAGUGCAGCGUUUCAUCACCCUCCUGCCCCACGUCCCACGGAGCACCUCCGUCGACACCCAUUUCC